AGCGUGGGUUUUGAUUCUCUAAGAGGGUUCGAAUUAGCCAUGAACCGAUGAAACCGUUUGCUCCUGUUACGCACACAACUUCUUCGUUGUUUUGGUUAGCCAUGUUUGCUUUCUUUCUAUCUCUGCUUCUCACCGUCUUUGUGCCGUAGUAAACUUGGAAGUUGUAACUACAAGCAGUAGCAGUAGUGGUGUGUUGCCAAAACAAAGGUUUGAGACCCUCUUCAAUUCACAAUCGAAAUGGACAAGGUUGUGGAGGAAGUUGAAAAGGUGAAAAGGGAAUGGAACGAAGCAUACGUCAAAACACAAAACCACAUUAACGAGAUUGGAGAGUACGGUAAGUCAGGAAGAUCCAAAGAAGAUGAAAAGAAUUCACUUGCUAGAUUGAACGGUAUUGCUCAAGAUGGUUUAGCACUUCUUUCUUCUUUGCAUUUCAACCUCGAUCUUCUCGCUCCUCAGUUGCCUACUCAACAACAAGUUGAAUCUGCUCGUGAAUUGUUUCAAUCUUGGAAAACCCUAACUCAAAAUUUGCGGUUAAGUUUGAGGAAUGCUAAUCUACAAGCCAAGGCUAACUUGAGGAAAGCUGCUCAGGAGGAGAGAGAACUACUUCUAGGCGGUGGAGAGGAGUCCACAGUUCGCAGACGCAAUUUGCAGACUAAAGCUGGAAUGACAUCUGCAGCAGAGAGCAUCACAGAAAGCCUCCGCCGUACUCGUCAGUUGAUGGUUCAGGAAGUUGAAAGAAACACAAGCACACUUAUGACUCUUGAUGAAUCAACUGGAGUGUUAAAAAAGGCUGAAAGUGAAUAUAAAGGGCACCGGUCAUUGUUGAUGAGAACUAGAAAUCUUCUCUCCACAAUGCAGCGUCAAGAUAUCAUAGACAGGGUGAUACUUGGGGUUGGCUUUUUCUUGUUCUCCCUUGCUGUUCUUUAUGUUGUUUCCAAGCGUGUUGGAAUACUUACAUUGCAGAGAAAGGUUACUGAGGCCAUAAAGGCCGGCGUGGUGGGGCAGGCAGGGCUAAGACCCCAAGCUGUUGCACAUGACAUAAAUCUACAUCAAGUUAGAGUUGAUCGUGUUCAUAAUAUAGAGGCUCCUUUAGAACAACAAAUACAUGAUGAACUUUGAUACAUUACCAAGAAACGGUGUAUUGUUGUCCACGUUUAUAAAUUAAGAGAGAUCAUAUACGUUCAUACACAACUUUAGGAUCUUCCUACUGAAAAAGUAUUUACCAUCUUGAGAGAGUUGAAAAACCAUGUAAUAUCUUUUUACUUAGAAGGUAAUUAGGAGGGUUGUUUAGCUGUUUUGUUUUAUAUUGAUGUCGAUUUUGAACCCUUUUGUUCAUGUAGUUAUAUUAGUCUGGUCUAGAGGUCUUUCAGCGUGAGCAGAAGAGAUCUCAUACUUGUUGACAUAGUGGAAAUGUUUAUACCAGAAACUAUUUGCAAUAACGUGUUGCUUCUGGGCUUCUAGCUACU
This is a messenger RNA of Cicer arietinum (chickpea), 1466 nucleotides long. RefSeq lists its product as uncharacterized. Gene Ontology annotation, biological process: retrograde vesicle-mediated transport, Golgi to endoplasmic reticulum. Lineage: Eukaryota; Viridiplantae; Streptophyta; Magnoliopsida; Fabales; Fabaceae. Gene Ontology annotation, cellular component: SNARE complex; endoplasmic reticulum. Gene Ontology annotation, molecular function: SNAP receptor activity. The record is from RefSeq and is a predicted model, not a curated record.